GGAAGCUAAGGUUUAUUUAAACUUUGAAAAGCAUUUUUUUUUUUUGCUGCUAAUCGUGAUUGAUCGUUAAUUUGUUUCUAGAAUGUGAUCUCCCAUCCCUUACAAGUUUAAACACAAUUUCAAUUUAAUCUGAAAUUUUUGGACAUGGGCGGAUACCAAUAUUGACUUUGGUUGGUAAACAUUCAGAAAACCAAACAGAACGUUUCUUUUAUAGUCGCCCGCGUGCUAAUGGCCUGCCACACGUCUUUCAAUCUUUACGAGCACAGUCGAUCGGCGUUCUUGAACCCGAAUAUAAAAUCGUAGCUUAAAGCAAUUGGCCAGUCAAGAUGAGCAAUAACGCCACAGCUAACGGAACUGCGACAUCUAUUAAUUGCUCAGAAUAUCCCACAGCGGAAAGGGUGGCUAAAACCUUGGCAUACUGUGUUAUAAUCGUUGUAUCUCUCACUGGAAAUAUUCUUAUCGGAUCAAUCGUGUUCAAAGUAAAAUCCAUGAGAAGAACCAUCAACUACCUCAUCGUUAACAUGGCUAUGUCCGACCUUAUUCUUCCAAUAUUUGCUGUCCCGAGGAUUCUCACACGAUUGUACCUCGGCUACUGGCUCAUAGAUGGACAUUUUGGUUCGGCGCUUUGUAAACUGGUGUACUUCUUACAAGACGUCUCCAACGCUGUAUCUAUACAGUCAUUGGUCUUGAUAGCAGUGGAUCGAUUUGGAGCCGUAGUGUUUCCUCUCCGUCGACCAGUUGUCAGCGCCAAGCUUUGCCCGUAUUUUAUAUUAUCGACGUGGAUUGUUGCCAUGGCUCUUCAUUCCCCAUACUUCUUUGCCCGCAAACUUGACUACUCAGAAGGACUACUAAGAUGUGCUCUGCAGUGGGAGGAAGCCUUCGGAGAAUCAUCCUCUGAAGCGAGCUACUAUGUAGCAAUGUUUCUAUUAUUGGCGGUGAUUCCUUUCGCGUUGAUGUCAAUACUUUAUUCCAUCAUCAUCCUGAAUCUCAGGGCUCAAAAGAUACCAGGAGGGGAAUCAGUGAGGGCAGAAGAACUUGAAAAACGAAUGAAGAGGGACAGAAGCGUGCUUCAGAUGGUCCUAGCCAUCGUUAUGGGAUUUGCAUUGUGCUGGGCUCCGUUCAACAUUUUUGCGUUUUUGAACUUUUUUGUAUGGCACAAACCUCCUAAGCCAAGCUGCAGCAUACAGCAUUUUGCUUUCUUUGCAAGAUUCAUGGCUUACGCGAAUUGUGCCAUCAACCCAUGUAUCUGUUUUAUAUUCAGCGGUAAUUACCGAGAAGGCCUGAAGAGUUUAUUUGGUUGUUGCUCUCCCAAGUGCGACAUUAAUUCAUGUUUCUGUCCAUUGCGUGGGCAAUCGUGGAAUGUCCAAAGCAUGUCAUCAGAUGAACUAAGAGAAGUCACGUUGGCUACUCACGCAUCAUCCUGGGAGCCUGCUUUUGAAGAGCCCUCGACUGGGAAAUUCUACAUCACCUUUCUUUGUAUUUCAGUGAUUUUAAUUCCGUUUAGUCUUUUAGCUGGCAUAUACACAGUUAUAGUGUCGAUUCUGAUCAGGCAAAGGAACCACUUGCGAGAUGCAGUUCGUGGAGGAAUUAUACGAGACAAAAUGAACAGAAAUGUACUGAAAAUGGCUGUGACAAUUGUUGUGAUAUUUGCCAUUUGUUGGGCUCCUCUCAAUAUCAAUCUGCUUCUUUUGACAUUUUUCAGGAAAUCUCAAAAUGCGUGGUGCACUCCUCCUGCUUUUGCAUUCACUGCCGAGUUCCUUGUGAUCGCCAACGCCGCUAUCAAUCCGUUUGUAUACUUUGGCUUCGUGGAAAAUUAUCGACGCAAUCUUAAGAGAGUUCUCACCAAGUCUAUCUUAAGUACGAACGUUAGGAAAACUGGAAAGAGGCUAAGUGUUCGUCGCGAAACAUUUGAACUGACAUCUAUAACUUGCGAUAGAGUGCCCAGCUCUGAGAACGUGGUCUCAGGAAUUCGGAUGAUCUCGUCAAAGAGACUAGACUCAACAAGACGCAGGAGCGAAGUAACAAUGGCGGAGAACCUGUAACUUAAUGAACACUGAUUCAUCAGUACUCCUUGUAAUUUGAUAUUUGAAUCAAGAGUUUGUUUGCAUAUCGCUAAUAUGGAAUAGGCUCUGGAAUUAUUGUUAUUAGAAAGAUUGUUUAGGUUAGCCUAUGGCUGGAAUGUGGUGUAAACUAAAUGACAAAUAAUCAAAACAUGCCCAGUCGUGAUGGUGAUCUUUUUUAAUAUGGAGUAAAAGGAGAAAAAUACCGUUUUUUAUUGGUCGGGGAAGAAUUAGGUGAUAAAUCAAAGGGAAGUAGAAAUUGUGAUGCACAAUUCUCUCUGUGGCCUUUAUUUCAAAGAUUUGACGAACUUUAAAGACAGGCGCGAUUUCUUAAGGAGAGAAAUACAUGAUUAUGGCCUUUUUAGCAGAUUGUUAGGAGUGAUAACUGAAUAAAGAGUUUUAGAGGCCAUUUUAGCAUCAAUCCUCGGGGUUGAAAUUCGUGUAGAGCCGUUUGAAUAAUAGGAAAACUACUUUACCAAGAGAGACCUCAUAUCGCUCUAGAAAGAGUUUAGUCGAUGGGUUGCUUGUCAAUAAAUUUUAUUGCAUUAUGAAAGACCUGUCAACAUUUACUAAUGCAUCCUUCGCAGUUGACAACAUUCAGUCAUUUCUAUAUCUUUUAUGUAAGAGAUGCAUCUAAAAUCGAGCUGAUAUAAUUGAGUUUAGCGCCUCCUUGACGCCGACCAUCAUCGGUUUAGGAACUUAAACCAAAAUAAAUAAAUAUAUUAUGCUUCUACUUAA
This is a messenger RNA of Pocillopora damicornis (cauliflower coral), 2798 nucleotides long. Its product is annotated as substance-P receptor-like. Gene Ontology annotation, molecular function: G protein-coupled receptor activity. Gene Ontology annotation, cellular component: plasma membrane. Gene Ontology annotation, biological process: G protein-coupled receptor signaling pathway. The record is from RefSeq and is a predicted model, not a curated record. NCBI's taxonomy places the organism in Eukaryota, Metazoa, Cnidaria, Anthozoa, Scleractinia, Pocilloporidae.